AUGGGCCGCCGCACCAGCAGGUCGUCAGCCACCCUCGCUGCGGCGGCGGCGGUGCUCGUCCUGGUGGCGGCCGCCGGCGGGGCCUCCGCUGCUACUGCUGCGGCGGCCCUGCAGUGCGCGCAGGUGGCGCAGCUCAUGGCGCCGUGCAUGCCCUACCUCACGGGGGCGCCCGGGAUGACGCCCUACGGCAUCUGCUGCAACAGCCUCGGCGUGCUCAACCAGCUCGCCGCCACGCCCGCCGACCGCGUCGCCGCCUGCAGCUGCGUCAAGGCCGCCGCCGGGGGCUUCCCGUCCGUCGACUUCGCCCGCGCCGCCGGCCUCCCCGCCACCUGCGGCCUCUCCAUCAGCUUCACCAUCUCCCCAAACAUGGACUGCACCCAGGUUACAGAGGAACCGUAAGAUGAACCGGACCCAACCAAGCACGCAUACAGCAGCCGGAGAAAUUGUCCAGGAAGCAUCUCAUUCUCGAUCAUCUACCCACGAAAUAAAAUAAGCAGAGAUACAACGAUCAAGAUCAGCGAUCUAUAUAUGCUUAUAAUUAUUGUGCAUCUCGUCCUGUUUUCUUUUCACUUCAAUUUGAUUCAUCUGUUUUCUGUGAGUUUUCGAUUCCGUGUGUUUUGAAAUUUGAACUACACUACUUUUGUGUGAUUUUCAAUCCAUCAUACUCGGACAGUCGCUACAGUGUGUGC
Messenger RNA from Setaria italica (foxtail millet), 689 nucleotides. RefSeq names its product non-specific lipid-transfer protein. The transcript is spliced from 2 exons. Gene Ontology annotation, biological process: lipid transport. The coding region runs from base 1 to 399 and encodes 132 amino acids. Gene Ontology annotation, molecular function: lipid binding. NCBI's taxonomy places the organism in Eukaryota, Viridiplantae, Streptophyta, Magnoliopsida, Poales, Poaceae. Gene Ontology annotation, cellular component: membrane. The record is from RefSeq and is a predicted model, not a curated record.